Molecule: messenger RNA, 3094 nt
Organism: Monopterus albus (swamp eel)
Lineage: Eukaryota; Metazoa; Chordata; Actinopteri; Synbranchiformes; Synbranchidae
Gene: fignl1
Product: fidgetin-like 1
Exons: 2
Coding region: 301-2229 (642 amino acids)
Molecular function (GO): ATP binding; ATP hydrolysis activity; microtubule severing ATPase activity
Source: RefSeq, a predicted model, not a curated record
CGAUGUGACCAUAAAAUGGCGUCGUAGACCUCACUACACAUCUGUAGACCUGUUGAAACCAUAAUCUGGAAAGACUAAAUUAUAAAACUCAGGAAAGAGGAUCUCACUCUGGGGAAGACUAUAAUAUUCAACGAGACUUAUGCUGACUUUUAUCAAGCGGUUUAAUAACAUUUAAUAAUAAUAUAUUGACACAGUGCAGUGGUAGGGCUGGGCGAACCGGGAGAAUAAAUGAAGCGCUCCCUAUUUUUAUUACAAGUUGUGGGUCUCGUUCCGAUAGUUUGAAGCUGGAGCAGGCCAGGCAUGAGUAGUGCACACCUGGACGAAUGGCAAAGGAGGUCCUUUGACAUUUCAUCUGGCAACUGUACACCUGAACAGAUGGCCGAUGCCUACCGGGACCACAUCCUCUCCAUUCAGUAUGCAUGGGCAAGCUCCCAGCUCUCUCAGGCCGGCAUGGCCAGCCUGCUCAGAACCUACUCGGAGCGCUAUGCAGCAGUGCUGGACUCAGAUGACCCAACCACUGGCCUUAACAAUUAUGCAGAAGGUGUGCUGCAUUUGGCCCGCAGUCAGAGGAACUACAGUGACAAAUGGGAGUCGUCCCUGACCAUGGAGAGUGUACUGGAGCUGCCCUCUGUGCAGAAGAUGAUUCAGGCAGAGAAAGGUAGAGGAGACUCUCUGGUGGCACCAGCAGAUGGUAACAUAUCUGUUGGACAACAGAGUGGAGGCAUCUCCCUGUCUGCUCCUUUCACCGAAGUUAGGUCAGAGGACCCAUUGUUUAAACCUAUAGGACCACCACAGCAUACAACGGAGGUUAAUAACACUGCCAGUAAUGCUGCUGAUGUUUCUGCAGAGAGGCCUUUAGGAUCUCAAUUGAUCACAAACUCCUCCACACUUCCAACCCGACCACAAUCUGUGUUUAGUCAUCCUUCUUCAGUUCUUCCACAGGGAAACAGUGGCCCCGUAGGUAGCAUGCAAAACUAUCAGUGCUCCUCCAUCCCUAUCUCCAACCCCUUUAAGCGUAAGAAUUUUUACAACCCACAUGGAGAGGAUAGUAGCAGGGGACCACAGGGAGGUCAAGCAGCCACUGACCGAUCUGGAAGCAACUUCAGAACAGCUCGUGAGCAGUUCAUCAUUGAUCAACAGAAAAAACACUCCCACCAACCCCAAAGAGGUCAGACCCCUGGGAUGGCAGCAACUGUGAAAAAAUCUUUGGGUGCUAACAGGCCUCGAGGUGCAUCUUCUAAAUUUGUGUCACCUAUUCCAAGACAGGAGGAAGAGGAAAAUGGGGCAAGCCGAAAUUCCAGUCAGGAGCCUCAGAUCUUGGAUGAGCGUCUGAAAAACUUUGAGCCAAAGAUAAUUGAACUGAUCAUGAGUGAGAUCAUGGACCACGGGCCUCCUGUGGUCUGGGAUGACAUUGCAGGCCUGGAAUUCGCCAAAACCACCAUAAAGGAAAUUGUGGUUUGGCCCAUGCUGCGACCUGACAUCUUUACUGGUCUCCGUGGUCCGCCCAAAGGCAUCCUGUUGUUUGGACCUCCAGGAACUGGAAAAACACUGAUAGGAAAAUGUAUCGCUUGUCAGUCAGGUGCCACUUUCUUCAGUAUCAGUGCGUCAUCACUCACAUCCAAGUGGGUGGGUGAAGGAGAAAAAAUGGUGCGAGCCUUGUUUGCCAUUGCCCGCUGCCAUCAGCCCGCUGUCAUUUUCAUUGAUGAAAUUGAUUCACUGUUGUCUCAGCGGACAGAUGGGGAGCAUGACUCAUCACGCAGGAUAAAGACCGAGUUCCUGGUUCAACUGGAUGGGGCAGCCACCGCGGCCGAUGACCGCAUCUUGGUGGUGGGCGCCACCAACCGGCCUCAAGAGAUAGAUGAGGCUGCUCGUCGACGCCUGGCAAAACGGUUAUACAUCCCUCUACCUGAAGCAGCUGCCCGACAGCAGAUAGUAACUAACCUCAUGGUUCGAGAGAAGAACCAGCUGAGAGAGCACGAGCUGGAGAGUGUGGUAAGAGCCACAGAGGGCUUCUCCGGAGCCGAUAUGACCCAGCUAUGUCGAGAAGCAGCACUGGGGCCCAUCCGCAGCAUCCGGCUGAGUGACAUUGCCACUAUCACCACAGAUCAGGUGCGACCGAUCCUCUACAGUGACUUCCAGGAGGCAUUGAAGACGGUACGACCCAGUGUCUCAUCCAAAGACUUGGAACUGUAUGAAGAGUGGAAUAAGACUUUUGGAUGUGGACAUUAAACUCCUGAUUUCCUCUAACCGUUUUCAACUUAUGGUUAUUUUCUGCUAAGUUGGGGAAAAGGUUUCAGUUCUGGGUACAUUUACAACUUUUGGACAAUAUUUUGUGCUUAACAUACAAAGCACCGAGAGGAGAUGGGCAACACAGCAGGAGCCCCUCUGGCUUCACAAAGAUAGUUUUCCAGAUCCUGGGAUCCACUGUGUCCACUAUGCAGUUGCACCUACAGUGGUUUUGAGCAGGUGUUCUUGUUAAUUCAUUCACUCUUGUGUGUCUAAUGAUUCAUUUUUAAUCUCAUUACAACCAGCCUGAUAUUUUGGAACAUUUCCCCUUCAAGCUGUUGUAACUUGAAAGAGAAAUAUAAACACAAGUUAAUAGGAGAGUAAUAUGUUGGCAUAUUUUUGAGAGUGUUUGAAAUGAACCCAUAUAGAGAGCAAGGCUUCCUCUAGAUUGUGUGCAGCAGUUUGCAUUAUGCAUUCAGCUUCUUCUCAGAUGUUUUGUUCUGGGCGCACUGUUUAGAUAUUAAUGCUAUUGUUGCUUUGUGCUUUGGUUUAAUCAUUAAGCACCGCAUUCUGUUCCACCUGAAACAAUUAUGUUUAAAUGUCUUUUGUAAUUCUUUUAAGGAUGAGCAUUCAGCAUAUUUAGUAUUUAUUCCCUACAUAUUCUCAGCUGCAUCAUUUAAAUAAAAACAUAUGGUGUCAAUGCUUUAGUUUGUUUCAGUUCAUUACAUUUCUGCAACUGUACUUAUUUCCUAAUAAAAUCAAAAAUGGCAAAGUACCUCAUAUUUCUAGGAGUUAAUCUCCAAACUGAAACAAAGAAAUGCAAGUUCCCCUCCACUCAUCCCCUUGAUCCUCUCCCAUCUAAGCCACA